AUGUCCGCCUUUGCAGAUGGGACGGCAGGCCAACGCGCUCGUGGUGGCGGAAAGCGCAACGGCGGCAGGGCUGCCGCGGCCAAGGGCGGUCCCUCGGGCAGGCAGUCGCAGGAUGCGGAUGGAGGCGACGAGGGGGAUCAUGCCGAGCCGGAAGCUCGUGGUGGCGGAAAGCGCACCGGCGGCAGGGCUGCCGCGACCAAGGGCGGUCCCUCGGGCUCGCAUGAUGCGGAUGGUGGCGACGAGAAGGAUCAUGCCGAGCCGGAAGCUCGUGGUGGCGGCAUACGCAACGGCGGCAGGGCUGCCGCGGCAAAGGGCGGUCCCACGGGCAGGCAGUCGGAGGAUGCAGAUGGUGGCAACGAGGGGGAUCAUGCCAAGCUGGAAGCUCGUGGUGGCGGCAUGCGCAACGGCGGUAGGGCUGCCGCGGCCAAGGCCGGUCCCUCGGGCUCACAGGAUGCGGAUGGUGGCGACGAGAAGGAUCAUGCCGAGCCGGAAGCUCGUGGUGGCGGCAUGCGCAACGGCGGCAGGGCUGCCGCGGCUAAGGGCGGUCCCACGGGCAGGCAGUCGGAGGAUGCAGAUGGUGGCGACGAGGGGGAUCAUGCCAAGCCGGAAGCUCGUGGUGGCGGCAUGCGCAACGGCGGUAGGGCUACCGCGGCCAAGGCCGGUCCCUCGGGCUCACAGGAUGCGGAUGGUGGCGACGCGAAGGAUCAUGCCGAGCCGGAAGCUCGUGGUGGCGGCAUGCGCAACGGCGGCAGUGCUGCCGCGGCUAAGGGCGGUCCCACGGGCAGGCAGUCGGAGGAUGCAGAUGGUGGCGACGAGGGGGAUCAUGCCAAGCCGGAAGCUCGUGGUGGCGGCAUGCGCAACGGCGGUAGGGCUGCCUCGGCCAAGGCCGGUCCCUCGGGCUCACAGGAUGCGGAUGGUGGCGACGAGAAGGAUCAUGCCGAGCCGGAAGCUCGUGGUGGCGGCAUGCGCAACGGCGGCAGGGCUGCCGCGGCUAAGGGCGGUCCCUCGGGCAGAGCUCCUGUUCAUGGUGCUGGUGGUGGGGUGGGUGUCAUGCGGCGGAGUGAUCGUAAAUCGCAGCAGUUAUCCUUCCCAUCCCUCCCCUCCCUCUGCGAGAGCCCAUGUUCAUG
Molecule: messenger RNA, 1127 nt
Organism: Closterium sp. NIES-65
Lineage: Eukaryota; Viridiplantae; Streptophyta; Zygnematophyceae; Desmidiales; Closteriaceae
Source: the annotation of a GenBank genome assembly